Messenger RNA from Mangifera indica (mango), 1675 nucleotides. RefSeq lists its product as uncharacterized. The record is from RefSeq and is a predicted model, not a curated record. NCBI's taxonomy places the organism in Eukaryota, Viridiplantae, Streptophyta, Magnoliopsida, Sapindales, Anacardiaceae. The coding region runs from base 936 to 1538 and encodes 200 amino acids. The transcript has 2 exons.
AUACGUGAAUAUAUAGUGUGGACCUCAAGCGCGGCAGUAUCAUGGACACCUCCUAAAAGAGUAGAAUAUUGUGUUAAAGGAUAGAGACAGAGUGGAGGGGUAGAAAUUUUUGGUGCCAUAAUCUUUCAGGAGUUUACUUUAUGAUGGUUACCAGAUGUUGAACUUUAGUUUGUCUCUGUUGCUCUGGUGGUGUACUGGUUUUACUUCGACCUCCAGUCUACAAGGAUUCUUAGUCUUAGCCAGACAGACCUUUGUUAAUUUGCAUUUUAACACGCGCACACACACACACACACACCAAAAGUAGCUAAUAUAUCCUUUUACAGGGGCCAUCUAAUGGCAUGCUGUAUGCUUCAGAUUCAAUAUUAAUUGCCAUGGAAAAUUCCGUCACUCCCACUCACUAUCUCAUUUAUAUUCUCCCUCAAGUAUCCCCAAUUUUACUCCACCAACUCCAACCUGACAUUUUGAGGUAUAUAGAUUACCCACCUGCAAACUCUAUAUAUACUGCAGAUGGGAAUAGUUGGGGCAGGCUUGAAAAUACUCUUCGCCGCUUCUUCUUCCUCAAGUUUACAUAUAUACAUACAAAAUAUCAAAGCUUUGGUAAGCGAAUUUUUUUUGCCUAAACCACAUUGAUUAAUAAUUAUAAGCAUACAUACGUAGAAGAUAAGAGUCAUAAGACCAAGAGUAGCUUACCAACUUUCUAUCUUUCUUCUAGAUGACCUCAUUUUUCUAUCCCUUCUCCUUCAUCUAAACCUCAAUCUCACCCUCUUUUGUCACGUCCACUAUGAAGCCUAUGAAGGUAAUUUUAACGUAAUGUAUUUCUCUAUAAAAGCCAAACGUUGAGCCCGAAUCUCCUUUGUUCUGUCUCUAGCUAAGCAGCAAAUAUAUAUAUAUAUAUAUAUAUAUCCUUGGAAACAAACUUAUUCAACACAAAGGAGAUGGGCUACUUUCGGGGCUGUAAGUCCUUGUUCUUGAUGCUCAUGAUCAUCACCGUGUUCAUUGUGUGCUGUCUUCGAACAUCGACAGCGGAAGAAGGUAACGGUAAUGGUAACCUGUUGUAUCAGUUAUUAACGAGAGAGGAGUUGGUACAUAUGGCUGGAUAUGGAGAGGAGAAGCUAUCAACCGUGCUGGUUACAGGCACUGUUGUUUGUGAAGCUUGUCUGCAUGGCGAAGAUCAACUUCGUUCAUGGCCAAUAUCAGGUGCUCUGGUGACUGUUAACUGCCAUAACAGCAAUAGGAGAACCAUAUCAAACUCUCAGGCUGUUACAGAUGAAUAUGGUGAUUUCAUGAUUGAUCUUCCUUCCCAUCUGCAUGCUAUUACGCACUUGGAAAAGUCGUGUUCAGUUAAGGUUCUUCGAGUACCCAGGAACUCACUCUGCAGACCAACUUACAUUAACAGGCACAGAGGAUUGACUUUGUCAUCGGUUGGGAAUGGCAUCCGAACUUAUGCAACCGGGAGAAUAAAGUUACUACAUUUGACAUCAAAAUCCUUAGGAGCAUGUAACAGUAAAGGAAGCAGUGACAAACAGAUUGGAUGGUAGAUACACAUUGGUCUACAAGCAGAUUGGGAUUUGACAUCAUGGCUCACAGAUGGCGCUUCAGUCACAGCACAAGAGUUGCAAGAGUUCUAUCCCCUCCGGCUAUGAGUUCUGAAAGUGUGUGUAUAAAUAUAAAUAUA